UUCUCCGCCAUUUGAUUCACUUCCACGGGUCUGAGAGUGAAAUAUCCACAUUCAUGGGGCAUUUUAUCCUGUCGGAGCUUCUCCCUGUUACGCUGUAUUCCAUGGUCGAUGGGUAGCCACCUCCUUCUUUGUAUCAUUCGACUUCCUUGCCACCUCCAACAAUGCUCGAAACUCACAUUCUGUCCUACUUUGCUCCUACACAAUCUAACUCAAAGCCACUUUCUUCCUUUCUUGUCACAUUUUCUUCUGCUCCGACACGGCGUCGCUUGAAGACCACCGCCAAUCCGCGUUUAAAGAACCUUAAGUGCUUCACUUCCCGAAUCGUCCAACUCACACGCCGAAGGCAGCUUCAACAGAUAUUCGAAGAGAUUGAAAUUGCCAAGAAACGUUUUGGGAAGCUGAACACCAUUGUCAUGAACGCGGUCGUGGAGGCCUGUGUUCACUGCGGUGAUAUUGAUUCAGCUCUUAGGAUAUUUAAUGAGAUGACAAAACCGGGGAGCUGUGGCGUGGAUACUGUCACGUAUGCCACGCUUUUAAAGGGCUUAGGCGAGAUGCGGAAAGUUGAUGAAGCCUUUCAAUUGCUUGAAUCCGUGGAUAAAGGUACUGCGCCUGGAAAUCCGAAGUUGUCAGCAUCGUUGAUCUUUGGUCUGCUAAAUGCCAUAAUUGAUGCAGGAGAUUUACGUCGUGCAAAUGGCCUCCUCGCUCGUUAUGGUUAUCUACUUCGUGAAGGUGGCAAUUUCUCAGUCUCAGUAUACAACUUACUCAUAAAGGGGUAUAUCACCGCAGGUUUUCCUCAAGAUGCUGUAAACUUGCACAAUGAAAUAUUACGUCAUGGAAUGAAGCCUGACAGGCUCACCUACAACACUCUCAUAUUAGCAUGCGUCAAGAGUCAAAACAUGGAUACUGCAAUGCAAUUUUUUGAAAACAUGAAGGGUGAAGCACAGAGAUCUACCCAAAAUGAUGUUUUGCCAGAUAUCGUGACAUACACAACACUGCUCAAGGGUUUUGGGCAGGCCAAAGAUCUCUCGUCAGUCCUGAAAGCAGUGCUGGAAAUGAAAUCAUGUCAGGAAUUGUAUAUUGAUCGAACAGCUUACACUGCAAUAAUUGAUGCUUUAUUAAACUGUGGCUCAAUUAGGGGUGCUCAAUGCAUCUUUGGAGAAAUACUGAAGCUUGCUGGUUGGAAUCCAGAGUUGAGGCCCAAGCCUCACCUUUAUCUUUCCAUGAUGCGUGCUUUUGCUACUAGAGGAGAUUACAGUGUUGUCAGAAACUUGCAUAGGCGGCUUUUGCCAGAUUCUGCGGGAACCAUCUUGCCAGUUGCCCAAGAAGAAGCUGAUCAUCUUCUCAUGGAAGCGGCACUGAAUAGUGGUCAGGUUGAUGUUGCCCUUGAAACUCUUAUUAAUAUUGCUUCAAAGUGGAGGGGUAUAUCAUGGACAAGUCGUGGAGGCCUGGUGACUUUGCGCAUUGAGGCCACAUUGGGAUUCUCAAAAUCCAUAUUCAGUCCUUACCUACUUCCUAAGGUUUCACCUGCUGAACCAGUUGAGAGAUUCAUGUUGCCAUUUGAAGCAACUGGACCACUACAAGGCACCGUACAAUUGAAGGAAGUGGUUAUGCGUUUCUUUACCGACACAGUUAUUCCAAUAGUAGAUGAUUGGGGCAGCUGUAUUGGGUUGGUGCACCAUGAAGACUGCACUCAGGAUGGCAAUUUCUGCACCAGACCUUUAUUUAUUUGGUUAUUCAAUGAAUUCAUCGUGCAGUUGGACUCGAAUGCUCCACUUUCAACAAUGAUGAGAAGCCCGCCUCCCACUGUUACAACUACGACGUCAGUUGGUCAUGUUGUUGAUAUGAUUUUGGACAAGGGCUACCCAAUGGUUGUCAUUGUAAAGUACACCAGUUCAUAUGGCACUGCAUACAGCUCAAGGGCAGUUGGAGUUUUUACAUCAGAACAAUUGUAUAGGCUUAUCACACCUGCAUUUGAGUCACUAGGGCCAAAACUUUCAAUCUUUAGAAGAUAAUAGUGCUAUACCAUGCUUAGGUGUUUCAGGAUGUUAUGCACAGUUUUGCCCAUCGGAACUAAAUUGAGUGGCCACUAUAAAAGUUUUCUUUUUAGAGAGUUGAAAGGGAAGGAGAAAGAAGGGUGGGGGGAGGAAGGGAUAGAAAGUAGGCUUGCAAAAGCCAUCAAAGUUGGAUAAUGUGAUAAAAUGGACUCUAGUGGAUAUUUGGGGUUUUGCCCUCCGAUUCUGCUUCUGAAGCUCCCAAAUAUGAAAGCUACCUCUGCCUCCCUUUACUUUUUUUCUCUUCUUCCUGUUACCUAGUCUAUCGUCCCUCUGCCAAAGCAUGCUGUUGAGAAUGAAAAUUAAUAUACUGUUGAUAAGCCACUUUUAACGUGACUCUCCUUUAAAGUUUUCUGCUUCAUAUGCUUACAAGAAAUGCUUAAACUGAUUAUGGAGGAUACUGGAGGGCGUGCUGCAUUCUCGAUACAGCAUGGUGAAAAAGUAUUGCUGCCCUCAAGGUGCCUAGGUCCAGAGAUAUAUCCUUCUGUUUUUGCAGUUCAAAAUUAACUAGAUGCCUUGCAAACUCCCAUGACACGAGUUUACCAAUUUUUGGCAGAUUUAGUGAUGCCCUGUCGCAUCAUUUAGAAAGUUGUAUAUACUUUAACUUGUUAAGUGCUCUUGUCUUCUCCCUUUUGGUUUCAA
Prosopis cineraria is the source of this 2693-nucleotide messenger RNA. RefSeq names its product pentatricopeptide repeat-containing protein At5g10690. Gene Ontology annotation, molecular function: protein binding. The transcript has 12 exons. Lineage: Eukaryota; Viridiplantae; Streptophyta; Magnoliopsida; Fabales; Fabaceae. The record is from RefSeq and is a predicted model, not a curated record. Bases 162 to 2012 code for a protein of 616 amino acids.